CCAGCCUAUAUAAAGCCAGAGCCGUCGACGAUGCUCCCGACGAUAUCUAUUCUUCUUCUUCGCCGUCGCCGACGAGAUAUCUCGCAACCCUCCGCCCCGAACUUAUCGUAGCCCCAACGAACCACCGCGCAGGUUACCCAUCCUCGUAGCCUAACCGCCUCGUAGAAACCUUCUUCUUUUUCGCCCAAGAUGCCAGACAUUGACUUCACCCUCACGGAUGCGUUCCAGUGCCGCGCCAUCGUGGGGCCCAACGGCGGCCACUGCAACGCGAUCACCAGGAUCAACCAAGGGAAGUGGGACCCGCCGUGCAAGAACUGCGGCCUGCGGCCCAAGGUCAGCGACUACUCGAUCAAGUACGUGGCCAUGCCGGGCCCGUCGGUGCAGGUGACUGUCAACGGCGAGUGGGCGAGCAGCUCCGAGGUCGUGUACAACUAGAGCGACAUGGAGGAAAUUGGAGCGUGGGGCAGGAGGAACACCAGGCGUUGAUGCUGGAAUGGAAUUUUGAGAAUGGCUUAGCAAGCAGACGGGGGCGGGGAGGGGGCUUUCAUUGUAUUGUUUUGCGGAUGAAGCAUG
Molecule: messenger RNA, 573 nt
Organism: Purpureocillium takamizusanense
Lineage: Eukaryota; Fungi; Ascomycota; Sordariomycetes; Hypocreales; Ophiocordycipitaceae
Exons: 1
Coding region: 190-435 (81 amino acids)
Source: RefSeq, a predicted model, not a curated record